AUGUUUCUCCGCGCACUGCGGACCAAGAGAAGCAGCUCAACAUUACCAGGCACUGUCUCGUCCCUCGCUCGGCUGAUCGACGAGCAGCUCCCCUUGGAAGUCCCGGAGCGAGGAACCCACCUUCCCCCAGCAUCCCGGACCGGUGGGUUCCGGGGAAGCAAUGGUUCUGGGGUCACAGGUAACCCCAGCAGACGGGGCUCCGAGUUCCAAGCUCCAGGGGCCGCCGGCGGCUUGGAGAUGAACGGGAGCCAGGGCUGGAACUCCUCCCAAAACUGGGAACUGAGACCCGAGAGUGUGAUCGUCCCCUUUGUGUUCUGCCUCAUCUUCCUGCUCGGCACGCUGGGCAACAGCUUGGUGCUGGCCGUCCUGCUUCGGAACGGUCAGAUGAACUGUAACACCACCAAUCUGUUCAUCCUGAACCUGGCGCUGGCCGAUCUCUGCUUCAUCCUCUGCUGCGUGCCCUUCCAGGGCACCAUCUACACCCUCGACUCCUGGGUCUUCGGCUCCUUCAUGUGCAAAGCCGUGCACUUCUUCAUCUACCUGACGGUGUACGCCAGCAGCUUCACCCUGGCCGCAGUCUCGGUGGACAGAUACCUGGCCAUUCGCUACCCAUUGAGAUCCCGGGAACUGCGCACUCCCCGAAAUGCCAUGAUCACCAUCUGCAUCAUCUGGGGAAUCUCACUUGUCUUUGCUGGUCCCUACCUCAGCUACUACCAGGUGAUCCACUACAGGGACCUCACACUCUGCUUCCCAGUCUGGGAUGAUUACAGCCGCAAAAUUAUGGACAUUUCCACUUUCAUCUGUGGAUACAUCAUUCCAGUGUUGAUCCUGAGCUUGGCCUAUACCAGGACCAUCAGGUACCUCUGGACUUCUGUGGAACCCAUAGAAAACAUGUCUGAGUCUAAGAAAGCCAAGCGCAAGGUCACUAAGAUGAUCAUCAUUGUGGCUGUUCUCUUUUGCCUCUGUUGGCUACCCCACCACCUGGUUAUCUUAUGUUUCUGGUUUGGCCACUUUCCACUUAACCAGGCCACCUACAUUUUCAGGCUCUUGUCACACUGCAUGUCCUACGCCAACUCCUGCCUCAACCCUAUUGUCUACGCCCUGGUCUCCAAGCACUUCCGCAAGGGCUUCAAGAAAGUCUUCAACUGUCUGCUGAGGAAAAAGGUCGUCAAUAAAGUCCAUGUUGUACAAAUGGUCCAUACAGAGGCAGGAACCACUGAGGCAUCUCACAUCAGUGAACAGAACAACCAAGCAACCAGCCAGGAGUGGAGCCAGCCAGGCCCUGCAGAAGAUGAAGUAAUGCCGCCAAAAACCUUCAUGGCAUUCAAUGCUACCUAA
This is a messenger RNA of Pristis pectinata (smalltooth sawfish), 1338 nucleotides long. RefSeq names its product galanin receptor 2b-like. Gene Ontology annotation, molecular function: G protein-coupled receptor activity. Lineage: Eukaryota; Metazoa; Chordata; Chondrichthyes; Rhinopristiformes; Pristidae. Gene Ontology annotation, biological process: G protein-coupled receptor signaling pathway. The transcript is spliced from 3 exons. The record is from RefSeq and is a predicted model, not a curated record. The coding region runs from base 1 to 1338 and encodes 445 amino acids. Gene Ontology annotation, cellular component: membrane.